GCAACAACAUGAGGAACGAGCUGGCAACCUGGACGGCGCAAUUGGCGGCGGCGCGAGAAGCUCUAAGCAUCAGAGGACUCUCGCAUGCUGCUUCCUUCGCAUGCGAGCUGUAUGCGUCCUUGCCCUUGUCUGUGCGGGAGAAUGCGUCGUCGGUGCAGGUGGAUCAUUCCGCGGCCCCGUCCGAUGGACUGCUGUUGCUGGCGAAAUCGUACAUGGACUUGCAAGAAUACGCUCGUGCGAGUCAUGUUCUAGGUCAGAAGCAGGGGGCGCUGACCGACGUUGAAUUCUUUGUCUUGCAUUACGCUCGGUACCUCGUACGCACACAUCCCGACAACUCUUUCUCGUUCGUCGCGUCAAAAACCAUGUAUAUAUGUAUAUGUGUAUGCCCUCUAGGCAGGCGAACGACGCAAGGAACAGCUGAGCAUGGAGAUGAAGACGCACUCUGGAGCAUCCCAGAAACAGACGACGUCGAAUCCACACUUAAAGGACUUGCUUCGAGAUUUGGCCGACGCCGAUGCCAGCCCCAACCAACUCGAUGCGUUUGGGUUGUACCUGUAUGCUGUAGUGCUCAAACAAGCUGGAUUUGAACACACCACCGUCCACGCGCUGUACGUCCAGCUAUUGCAGCGUUCAUUGGCCUUGUUCCCGUGGAAUUGGUCGGCAUGGAUGGAAUUAGCGGCGACAUCGAACGAUGGCUCCUCGACGAAUCAUCAGGGGGAAAUGAAUCACAACGAGAAGGCGUGCCCGUGGAUGUCGCAUCUAUUUCAAGCCCACGUGUUGUUGUUACACUGUCACAUUCCCCAGGCCAUCGACAUCUUGGAGCAAAUCCAACCCACGUUUCCCACAAGCUCCUACAUCGUGUCACAACUCGCGCGGGCGCAUUACGAGCUGCGAGAUUUCGAUGGCGCCCACCGGUUGUUUGAGCAACUGUCGACGUCGGACCCGUAUCGCAUGGACUUAAUGGAUUUAUACUCGGAUGUGCUGUACGUGAAAGAGGAAAAGACGGCGCUCAGUGAGCUCGCGCAUCACGUGCAUACUGUGGACAAGUACAGACCCGAAUCCAAUUGCGUGAUUGGCAAUUACUACGCCCUCAAGGGCCAGCACGAACGCGCGAUCGCGUAUUUCAACCGCGCGAUCACGCUGGACGGGACAUGUGUUGCUGCAUGGACGCUGAUUGGACACGAGUACAUUCAAUUGAAAAAUACCAACGCUGCAAUCGAAGUAUACCGGCGGGCCCUCGAAUUAGCCCCCACCGACUACCGUGCUUGGUAUGGAUUGGGUCAAGCAUACGAACUGCUCGAGUUGUUCCACUACAGUGUGCAUUAUUACCAGAAAGCCACGGGCAUCCGGCCAUAUGAUGCUCGGAUGUGGGUGGCGCUGGGCGGGUCGUUGGAAAAGCUGGGUCAGCAUAGUCAAGCUAAAUCGAGCUAUUUACGAGCAGUGACCAACAACGAUGCUGAAGGAAUUGCUGUGUUUCGACUGGCCAAACUGUACGAGCUAGUGGAAAAAGAUAUGGACAAGGCCGCCGAGUAUUAUCGAUUGCACUGGCAACGGGACCGAGCGACGGGACAUAAUUCGUCGGCAGAGGCGGUCGCGGGCAUGCUUUUCUUGGGAAAUUACUGCAUGCUGCAAGGCAACCUGCCCGAAGCCAUGGAGUGGUGCUACAGACUGCUCGAGCGCGACGGACCGGAAAAAGAAGAGGCCAAAGCAAUGUUGCACGCCAUACGACGGAUGGAGUUGUUCGCGCCUCCGUCGUCAGACACCACAUUGUCUCCUUAACGAUAAAAAUAUACAAGGGGAAAAUAAGCAUGAACGAUAUAUGCAAGCAUUUUGGGC
Molecule: messenger RNA, 1836 nt
Organism: Aphanomyces astaci
Lineage: Eukaryota; Oomycota; Saprolegniomycetes; Saprolegniales; Verrucalvaceae
Exons: 11
Coding region: 424-1779 (451 amino acids)
Biological process (GO): cell division
Cellular component (GO): anaphase-promoting complex
Molecular function (GO): protein binding
Source: RefSeq, a predicted model, not a curated record